AUGUUAGGCGUAAACUGUCUCACUUCUACUGCAAUAUUCCUCAUAUUUAUUCCAGUAAUUUCUACAAUUUCUCCCUUAUUUCUCAACCAAAAAUUAGAAAUCUCAGAAAGACAUCUUUUAGAAGAGGAAAAUGCGGCACUUGUUUCUUAUGAUAAUGCAAACUAUGUUGUAGCUACGGAUAACGAUAAUAAUAAGCCUGGUACAUCAUUAUUACGGGUUGACCUAUCACCAGAACGGAAAGACGAACUCCAAAUCUCGGACUUUGUAAACGAUAAUGAUGAUGAUUCUAUAAAAGAUCCAAACUAUGAAUCAGAUUCGAGUAGCUCUAGUUCGUCCUCCUCUUCUACAUCAAGUGAUAGUUCUAGCUCAAGCAGUAGUUAUAGUCCAGAUUGCAAUGGUUUCUUGUCGAAUUCACACAAUGUAAGCCAGGUAUUUGACCCUUCGCUUGAUUUUCAAGCAGUAAAUACUCCAGCAGCAAGUAUUCAAGUAAACCCUCUAGCAGCAAACUUACAAGGAUCAGGACCUGAAGUACCAGAUACUCAACUAGCAGACAGCCAACCAGCAAACACUUAUCCAGCAGACACCAAAAUUGCCAGUCCUAAAAAAAGAGGGAAAAAGUGA
Molecule: messenger RNA, 621 nt
Organism: Diabrotica balteata
Lineage: Eukaryota; Metazoa; Arthropoda; Insecta; Coleoptera; Chrysomelidae
Source: the annotation of a GenBank genome assembly